AUGAAUUCGGUAUCAAGCAUGGGAGCGGGUAUGGGCGCCGGAAUGUCACAGUAUUGGAAGAAGCAUAUAGCCGACAGUGUCUGGCUGCGGCUUUUUGUAUAUCUAUUAGCCGCGCUUGCUAUUUUGUUCCAGAGUCUAGUCAUUCUGGGUGACGUACCAGGUGCCCAAGGAGCAGGUAGUGGUACAUCAGGAUAUUAUCUUUUACAGUUCAACUCCGUUGAUGGAGAAGCAACAACUCGACUCCGCAUCGGUUACACAGCAAUGUGUUGUUCGCUUUCCAGCGGGCCUGAACACUGUGCCAUCACAGUCGGUAAAGAUCACGCGUCAAGCAUUCGAUACCUAUCCAUCGGAUCAAACAACAUAUACAAUUUCGAAGCAUUGCCUGCUAAUCAAACACUUAACUCUGUGCUGUUUGAGGUGGGGGCAUCUUUGCAAAAUGAUGUCUUCAUUGUGUUUCCCGCAAUUCCUGGCAUGUUCUUGGCCCUCGGAGUCAUCAUGUUUGCCAUCUACGGUACAUUAAACAAGCCUUGGGUUGGCCCAGCAUCCUCCUGGAGGCAGUCACAAAGGAACCGCAGGCUCGACAUACUGCGGAUUGCCAUGAUCGCUCUUAUCGGUCUUUCAGUCGUCUUCGCUUUCGCCGCUGCUGUGUCGAAUUCGCAAAUGUUCGCAGCAGUCCAGCUGGCCACGAGCCACAACACGCAAGCGCCGGGGGUAUUCCAGGUGACAAAGGGCACUGCUGCGCUAGCGUUACAUUGGCUGGCGGUGAUUUCGACUCUCGGUUUCCUUAUCGGCAUUAUUCAGACACACGUCGAAAUCAGCGCCGUCAAGAUCAAGGUCAACCCCGACGAUACAGCGGGAACGACGGGUGGCAGCCAAUUCCAGGCGAACGGCAGCACGGUUGAGAGAGCUUCCCUCCUGAAGGAUGCAGAGCCUAUGGCGAUGAACCCAGCUGGCUUGGCCCCACAGGUUCCUAAUCCAAACACGAGCAAUCCGGGUGGGCCGGCUGGAGGCAUGGGGGCACGAGGAGGAAUGAGAGGCGGCGCGAUGGGUGCUCGUGGAGGAAUGGCAGCACGAGGUCGGGGAGGCGUUGCGCCCCGAGGACGAGGAAUGUAA
Messenger RNA from Cladophialophora bantiana CBS 173.52, 1113 nucleotides. RefSeq lists its product as uncharacterized. NCBI's taxonomy places the organism in Eukaryota, Fungi, Ascomycota, Eurotiomycetes, Chaetothyriales, Herpotrichiellaceae. Gene Ontology annotation, cellular component: membrane. The transcript is spliced from 4 exons. The record is from RefSeq and is a predicted model, not a curated record. The coding region runs from base 1 to 1113 and encodes 370 amino acids.